UCGCCGCCGCUCGGGGCCGUGCGUGGCUGUCCCCGGCGCUGUCCCCAGCCCCUGGCGUGCAUGGCCGAGCGCGGGCGGCGAUGGCAGCGCGCUGAUGGCCCAGCUCGCCAUGGCCGCCCGGGACGAGCUCUACAGCAAAGUCAUCCCGCGCCGGGGCCGCCAGCACCGCGCCGGGACCAUCAAACAUGGCUCUUCGCUGGACAUCCUGCUCUCCAUGGGCUUCCCCAAAGCACGGGCACAAAAAGCGUUGGCAUCGACAGGAGGAAGGAGUGUUCAAGCAGCAUGCGACUGGCUCUUCUCCCACGUGGGUGACCCGUUCCUGGACGACUCGCUGCCCCGCGAGUACGUGCUGUACCUGCGCCCCACCGGGCCCCUGGCGCAGAAGCUCUCCGAGUUCUGGCAGCAGUCCAAGCAGAUCUGUGGCAAGAACAAAGCCCACAACAUCUUCCCCCACAUCACCCUCUGCCAGUUCUUCAUGUGUGAGGACAGCAAGGUGGACGCCCUCACGGAAGCCCUGCAGGCCACGGUGAUGCGCUGGAAAUGCAAAUUCCCCGCGCCCCUGCCCCUGGAGCUCUACACAUCCUCCAACUUCAUCGGGCUCUUCGUCAAGGAGGACAGUGCUGAGGUGCUCAAGAAGUUUGCUGCAGACUUCGCUGCAGAGGCGGCUUCCAAAGCAGAUGUGCACGUGGAGCCCCACAAGAAGCAGCUCCACGUGACCCUGGCCUAUCACUUCCAGAGCAGCCACCUGCCCACGCUGGAGAAGCUGGCCCAGAGCAUCGACGUCAAGCUGGGCUGCGACUGGGUGGCCGCCAUCUUCUCCCGCGACAUUCGCUUCGUCAACCACGAGACUCUGCAAGUGAUCUACCCCUACACCCCCCAGAACGACGACGAGCUGGAGCUGGUCCCGGGGGAUUUCAUUUUCAUGUCCCCAGUGGAGCAGAGCAGCACGAGCGAGGGCUGGAUUUAUGGCAUUUCCCUGGCCACUGGCUGCUCGGGGCUGCUGCCUGAGAACUACAUCACCAAGGCGGAUGAAUGUGGCACCUGGGUGUUCCAUGGGUCCUACUCCAUCCUGAACACCUCAUCGUGCCCGUCCCUCCAAGCCUUUGCUGAUGGAGCUCUGGAGAGAAGGCAGCAGGAGGACCAAGGGCCAGGAGACGCUGGGCCUCUCACCAUCAUCUGCCAGAACGUGCAGCCCCUGAGGAUAAGCAGCCAGCCGGGCCCUCAGAAGCGCUGCCUGUUCGUGUGCAGGCAUGGAGAGAGGAUGGAUGUGGUGUUUGGCAAGUACUGGCUGUCCCAGUGCUUCGAUGCCAAAGGCAGGUACAUGCGCAGCAACCUGAACAUGCCUCACAACUUACCUCAGAGGAGUGGUGGUUUCAGGGAUUAUGAAAAGGAUGCUCCCAUCACCGUGCUGGGCUGCACCCAGGCCAGGCUCGUGGGUGAAGCCUUGCUAGAAACCAACACCAUUGUAGACUACAUCUACAGCUCGCCCUCGCUGCGCUGCGUGCAGACGGCCCACAACAUCCUGAAAGGCAUGCAGCAGGAGAACAGCCUGAAGAUCCGGGUGGAGCCAGGAUUGUUCGAGUGGACCAAGUGGGUGUCGGGGAGCUCGCUGCCCGCCUGGAUCCCGCCCGCAGACCUGGCUGCAGCCACGCUCAGCGUGGACACAACCUACAGACCUCAUAUUCCUGUCAGCAAGUUGGUGGUUUCUGAGUCUUACGACUCCUACAUCAGCAGAAGCUACCAAGUGACGAAGGAAAUCAUCAGUGAAUGUAAAGGCAAAGGAAAUAACAUCCUGAUCGUGGCUCAUGCCUCCUCCCUGGAGGCCUGCACCUGCCAGCUCCAGGGGCUGUCCCCCCAGAACUCCAAGGAUUUUGUACAGAUGGUCCGAAAGAUUCCCUACCUGGGCUUCUGCUCCUGUGAAGAGCUGGGGGACACCGGCGUGUGGCAGCUCACAGACCCCCCCAUCCUCCCUCUCACCCAUGGACCCACCGGGGGCUUUAACUGGAGAGAAACGCUCCUGCAGGAGUAGGAGCAGCAGCAAGGACAGCCCUGCCCAGCUGGACAAUGCCUCUUCUUCCUCCUCUUCUUCAUCAUCUUCCUCCUUGUGUUUUAUUGCCAGCAGGAAAAUCCCUCCUCACCUGUCCCGCGCAUCCC
This is a messenger RNA of Melozone crissalis (California towhee), 2154 nucleotides long. RefSeq names its product ubiquitin associated and SH3 domain containing B (gene UBASH3B). Gene Ontology annotation, cellular component: cytoplasm. Gene Ontology annotation, molecular function: protein binding; protein tyrosine phosphatase activity. The record is from RefSeq and is a predicted model, not a curated record. Gene Ontology annotation, biological process: negative regulation of bone resorption; negative regulation of protein kinase activity; collagen-activated tyrosine kinase receptor signaling pathway. Lineage: Eukaryota; Metazoa; Chordata; Aves; Passeriformes; Passerellidae.